GACACGAUGAAACGCUACUGAAACGGCAGUGAACAUGUGACCUCCAAACAACCUUCAGACUUUCCAAGACAUGUCUGGCAUGUCUGGCAUGUCUCAUGGAUUUUCAUGGCCCUUCACAAGACCAAUAGAUAACGUGACACAGCCGAAACGACUCAGCUUCCGAUGGUGCAAGGCCCAGAAUAGAGGACGUGGCUCAGCUUCCAUAGUUCCCAUGGGGAAGAAGGACAAGAAGCGAAAGAGCUCGGUGAGUCGCAGCCGACGGCGGGAGAAGAAGGAGAAGAAGAAGGCGGCCAUGGCGGCCAUGGCGGCCAUUGCGGCCAUGGUGUUUUUGGUGCUAUGAGUUCGUAUCACGGUGAGUGUCACGUAGGAUCUCAAUCUUGGUUCAUACGGUAAUUAACAUGUAUCGGAGUUGAUUUUGGUUCACAUUUGCUACAGGUCAGAUUUCAGGUUCACUUCACAUUUGUUGCAUUUGCUUUUGUGGUUUUCUGAGUUUUCUGAGUUUUCUGUUAAUCACUGUGCCGGAAUCUAUACGACUUGCAGCUCGAACUGCAGCUUGGCUGAUGAAAGUUGUAGCUACUCACAGCUGAUGUCAGUAGCAAAGCAUUCUUUACAGCAUCAAUAGUUGUGAAAACUGAGGCAGCUUUGGAUAUCAACUGUCCAUGGACGCCUUGGAUGUGAUUCAUCACCCAUCAACAGUUGGCGGUGAUUUUUCUGGCAAAGCAAGCACAGCUCACAUCACAAUCACUUUAUUUUUGGGUCGAUUUAGCAUUUCUUGUCAGCACAUCUCUUGAGAUCUAUCCACUUCUGGCAUCUUCCAUCAGGCGGAAAAGAAGCGCGGAGAAAAAGAGGAGAAACGAAGGAAGAAAGCGCGGAGCGAUGAGCGCAGUGACUCUUCCUCAUCCAAAGGCCAAACUUUUGGCAGUUGCGUCGUCUGGGAUGUUUACCCUGUGCAGUUGUCUUUACCUUGAUGUUUCUUCAUUGGUGGCACCAUUCCGCUGAAACCUGCCAGGUUUAAGUCUUGCAACACCACUGUGGGCUGGGUUUCAGCAUGUUUCAGCAUGUUUCAGCAUGUUUCAGCAUGUUCCGUUUUAGCUGUCGUCCUGUCAUGAGCUGUCAUGUGCUACACAAUGCUACACACCUGUCAUGACCGUUCAGAUGAUUUCAUGAUUUCAGAUUCAUCUCACCGUGUUUCACCGUGUUUCACCGUGGUUCUCCGUGGUUCACCGUGGUUCACCGUUCGGAGGCAAAGGCAAAGCCAAAGAAUCCGACAGUUCGGAGGUGGAAGACGUGCCUCCGAAAGUGACACCUCCGGCUCUGGUGGCUCCGGCUGUCACGGCAUCACUUGUGCCCCUGAUCGUGAGUGGAUGUCAAAACCCCACCAUUUCGGACAUUGUGAAAGGCACCUACUUCCGACAUGGCAGCAAUCACGGCAAACCGGUCUACAAGAAGAAAUUGGAAGAGGUUUCAGAUGACGAUGAUUUGGAUGUCCUGAUCUACUACUGGGAUGACCGUGAUGGUGAAGAGAAUUGCGGCUGGUGGUUUAGUCCUUCAGUUGGGGGAGAGAUGGUGUGGGCGUUCCACCCCAGUCGAAAGGCUACAACGCCGCCUCCAGCUGAAUGGAACGUGCCUCACGAUGGGCCCAUUGACAAAAGUUUUUCUGUUACAGCUGCGCCGGAACUGACGAAAAAGGCUGCUGAGAAGGACGACGAUGAUGACGAAGAUGAAGAAGAGGAAGAAGAGGAGGAGGAAGAAGACGAGGAAGUGCCAAAGCCCAAAGAAGAGGUCAAGGAGGUGGAGCCCUUGCCCGAUCUGACGGGUUUGAGUCCCGAAGAGAAGGAGCUGGCUCUGCAGGAAGCUGAAGAUCGGCGCUUGAUGCAGCAGAUUAAGCAGCGGGAGUUGGAACGGAAGAGGAAGGCGGAGGAGUUGAGUCAGUUGAGGUUGAAGAAGGAACAGGAGCAGAAAGCUCUGGAAGUUGAGGAGAAGAAAAAGAAGAAACAGAGAAAUAAAGAGCAGAAGAAGAAGGAGAAGGAGGAAAAGAAAAGAAAGGAGGAGGAACGAUUGCAGAGAGAAAGAGAGGAGGAAGAUCGUCGAAGGGAAGAAGAUGAGAGACGACGGAAGAGAGAAGAAGAUGAGAGACGAAAGAGAGACGAGGAAGAGAAAUUGCGAAGAGAAGAAGAGCGCAGAAAAGAAGAAGAACGCAGAAAAGAGGAAGAGAAAGAACGUGCUGAGCGUGAAGAGAGGCGCCGCAAGCGUGAAGAAGAGGAACGCCUGCGUGAAGAAGAGGAGAAACGCCGGAAGAAACAGAAAGAGGAGGAAGAUCGUGAACGCCGACGGCGGGAAGAAGAAGAGGAACGGGUCCGUCGCGAAGAGAGGCGUCGUAAGCGCGAAGAGGAGGAACGCAUUCGUGAAGAAGAGGAGAAACGCCGGAAGAAACAGAAAGAGGAGGAAGAUCGUGAACGCCGACGGCGGGAAGAAGAAGAGGAACGGGUCCGUCGCGAAGAGAGGCGUCGUAAGCGCGAAGAGGAGGAACGCAUUCGUGAAGAAGAGGAGAAGCGCCGGAAACAGAAGGAGGAGGAGGAGCGCGAACGAAGGCGUCGCGAAGAAGAGGAGGAACGGAUCCGUCGAGAGGAGCAGGAACGCGUGGAGCGCGAGGAACGCGAGCGGCGACGAAAAGAGGAGGAGGAGCGCGAGCGCAUCCGGCUGGAGGAGCUCCGAGUGAAGGAGCAGCAGACGCGGCAGGUGGUUCAGGAACUGGAACAGCUGCUGGCCAAGGCCGAGGAGGAAGCCACCAAAGCCCGACAGGUCACUGAGCAUCUGUAUCAGUUGGUGAACGGCUCCACAGUGAACAGUGCUCCGCGCGAGUCCUUGGCCGCCAGCUUUCCGCCCAAAGCGGAAGAAGCUCUGCGCAGCGCCAAAUCCGCGGCGCGCCUGGGGCAGGUGGCGCAAAAGGCCUGCGAAACCGCCUGGAAGUCCUUGGAACAGCACUGGAUGCAGCUCUUUGAGGUGGAGACGUUGCGACAUGAGGUGACUCACUUUGUGCAACGCAGUGAACAGCGGAUGCAGCAGGCGCAGAUGACUGCUGCGCAAGCGGUGAAGAUGGCUUCUGAAAGCAAGGAGCGCAUCGGCAACACCGCAGCCCCUGCCAUCUGCGAUCGCAAGAAUGGUGACAUCUUCAGGAGAUACGACCAGGAUGAGGAUGGCAUGUUAUCUUCCACCGAAGUCGUCAGCUUCUGUCGCUUGGAGUAUGGCUUUGCCCUUCCCCAAGGCAACUUAGAUCGCAUCCUGCAGCACUUAGCCACCACCCCAGCCCCUGGCGCCGGUACCGCAGCUGUGGAGCCCAAACGGUUUCACCAGCUGCGAACAGCUGUGGGCAUUGCACGCUUUGAGGCGCGAGCCAAAAAGGCCAAGGAGGCGAAAAUGGCUGGAGAUACAGCUGGAGAUACAGCUGCAGCAGCUGCAGCUGCAGCUGAGGAUGAGAAGUUGAAGUUGGAAUUCCAAAAUCAUUUGAAACAACGGCAGCAACAGAUGGAGAAGGAGAUGGAACAAAUUGCCUGGACGGAUCUGGAGAAGAAGAUUGCUGAUGUUGAAUCCACCUCUGCCAAUUUUGUGAAAGCUGCCGCUGAGCCCGUGAACCAAGAGGAGCUGCAGAAGAUCGAAGCCGUCUACGACUCUGCGCUGCAGGAGACGCGCACGGCGCUGCCGGGCUACGUGAAUCAGCUGAGGGCCCUGCACCAUGGAGCGCUGCAGCUGUCUAUGAAGACUGAAGUCAAGGAGGUCAAGCAGGAUGCUAAAGAGGUCAAAGAAGGUAAAGAUGAGCCUAUGAAGGACGAAAAAGAUCAAAAUCCGAACGAAUCCGAAGAUCAGAAAGAUGGCCAAAAAGAGAAAGACGAGAAAGACGAGAAAGAUGCGAAAGAUGUUGAGAAAGAUGCUCUGAAAGGUCUGAAGGAAAGCCUUCGCAGUUUGUCCCAGCGCUUAGCGAAACUGGAAGCGCGCUUGGUGCUUUCUGAGCGCAGAGCCGUGGAGGGUCGAAAGGUCACAGCCAGGAUAUUGGCACACAAGGUGGAGGAGGUUCGGCUGGAAGUGGCUGUGAAGCUGCGGCAAUGCAUCGAGCAGUUGGGCGGCAAAGCGGUGGAUCUGUUUCAGAUCAUCGCGAAGGGAGAGGACGUUGCCUCGGUGGAAGAGGCGCAAGUCUUCCUGAAAGAAAACAACUGCGAAAUGGAGAUGGAGAAGUUGAGCAAAGCGUUUGCAGCCUGCAAAUCCACUCAGGAUGGAUCAGGCCCUGUGAAAGUCACGCGAGAGGAGUUCGGCAGGAUCAUCCGGCUGUGCUACGAGGUGAAAACGGCCGUGGACCUCACGGAGCAGUUGGCCUUGGGUCCCGCCAUGCGCAGCCUGCAGCCGGGAGAGAUCCUGGAGGUCCAGGCCGGCCCAAGAAGCGAACCUUCCACUGAGGGCAUGCUGCGCAUCCAUGCACGGGCCCAGCUGGAUGGUGCGCUGGGCUGGGUCACACUCUCCAGCAGUGAGGGUGAAUAUCUGGUGAAAAAGCCAAAUCCGACGAGUUCGUGACAGCAAACCGUCCAAACCGUGACGCCGCGAUAUGCUCCGCCCGUG
Cladocopium goreaui is the source of this 4608-nucleotide messenger RNA. The record is from the annotation of a GenBank genome assembly. NCBI's taxonomy places the organism in Eukaryota, Dinophyceae, Suessiales, Symbiodiniaceae.